AGCUGAUUUGAUCCAGUUGAUUUCUGAUGUGAGGUAAAUGACAGAAGCAGGCCGCAAGAAAACACUAGCAUGCACUACGACUUGAAAUUUAUGGACAUGUCAGGAUGAAACGACUCAGAACUUCAAGUAGCAGUGACAGUUCAGACAAUGAGCGUCCCUCCACCUCUUUCUCUAAGAACAAUUAUGGAAGUAAAACCGGAACCCCUUCCUCGGCGCAGAAAAAGCCAGCUGAGGUGUUUAGAAAAGACCUGAUCAGUGCUAUGAAGCUGCCUGACUCGCAUCACAUCUCUACUGAAGAGUACUACCUGCUGGCUGACACAUGGAGGCAAGAAUGGGAGAAAGGGGUGCAGGUCCUAGCCAGCCCAGAUACCAUUCCCCAUUCCUCUGUCAGAGUAAUGGUGGAGAAGCCAAAGGAGAUUCUUUUCUCCAGGCCGAGGAAGUACAUCCAGUGCUGGAGUCAGGAUUGUACAGAGACAGGUUAUGUAAACAUUAAAGAGCUGGCAGAAGCCAUGUGCAGAUACGACCUGGAUGACAUGGACCUGUACUGGCUUAAGCAGCUCAACCUAGAGCUGCUUCAGAUGGGAGAAGGAACGCUGGAUGAGUUAACUAUGGAGCGAGUGAUGGAGUCGCUUGAAAGAAGGUGCCAUGACAGCAUGAACCACGCUAUCGAGACGGAAGAAGGGCUGGGCAUUGAGUAUGACGAGGACGUCAUUUGUGACGUGUGUCGCUCGCCUGACAGUGAGGAGGGAAACGACAUGGUUUUCUGUGACAAGUGCAAUAUAUGUGUACACCAGGCUUGCUAUGGCAUCGUGAAGGUUCCAGAUGGAAACUGGCUUUGCAGAACAUGUGUGCUUGGCAUCAACCCCCAGUGCGUUCUGUGUCCAAAAAGAGGAGGCGCAAUGAAGGCUACACGAGCGGGCACGAAGUGGGCACACGUAAGCUGUGCCCUCUGGAUACCUGAGGUGAGCAUCGCAUGCCCAGAGAGGAUGGAGCCCAUCACCAAACUGUCACACAUUCCACCCAGCCGCUGGUCUCUUAUCUGUAGCCUCUGCAAGCUCAAAACUGGGGCCUGCAUACAGUGUUCAGUGAAGAACUGCACGGUUCCUUUUCACGUCACCUGUGCCUUCGAGCACAGCCUGGAGAUGAAGACUGUCCUGGAUGAGGGCGAUGAAGUAAAAUUUAAAUCCUACUGUCUGAAGCACAGCAAGACCAAAACUGGUGAGUCUGGCCUAAGCCCUGCCAGACACAAACCACCCACAGAGACUGAGAAGGUAGGCCUGAGAGCACAGAAGCUCCAGGAGCUGGAGGAGGAGUUUUACAAGUUGGUGCAGCCUGAAGAGUUAGCUCAAGAGCUCGGGCUGUCCCUACAACUCCUAGACUUUAUUUACCAGUACUGGAAACUCAAGAGGAAAAGCAGCUUUAACAAAGCCCUGUUACCGCCCAAAGAGGACGAGGAAAACAUGCUUCUACAGCCGCAGGAGGACAGCAUCCACACACGCAUGCGCAUGUUCAUGCACCUGCGCCAGGACCUGGAAAGGGUGAGGAACUUGUGCUACAUGGUGAGUCGGAGAGAAAAGCUGAAACUGUCUCAGAGUAAAGCUCAGGAGCAGAUCUUCAACCUUCAUGUCAAACUGAUAAACCAAGAACUGGCAGCAGAACUGCCAGUGUCCUCAAAUUUGGAGAACUUGCAAUUCCGGACUCCUCCCAGGAUAACCCUUAAACUCAAAAUGCCCAAGGUUUCUCAUGGCAGCAGCAAAGCCAGCAGCAAAACCGGGAAUGGCCCGCUGGGCCCGGAUAACAGCAGUAAUGUGUAUGACAUAAGCAAAGUGGGCAUUGGGCAAGGAAAGCCUCUGCUCCAGCACAGCCUUCCACGUGGUGAGGAGCGGCCCAAUGGCAUCAUUCCCAUCUCCAAACCAACAGGCAAGCCUUUGGCGCUACAGGCUGCACUUCAUGGUCACACAUCUAAUGGGAAAGCCAAGCCUGAGCAGGAAAGGUCCCAUCAGGUGAAGUCCAGCAAGCCUGAGCAGGAAAUGUCCCAUCAGGUGAAGUUUAGCAAGGCUGAGCAAGACAGAUCCCCUUUGCUUAAAUCCAUCAAGCCUGAGCAGGACAGAUCAUUACUGCUGAAGUCCAGCAAGCUAGAGCAGGACAAAACCCACCUGCUAAAGUCCAACAAACUAGAACAGGACAGAUCUCAUCUGCUGAAGUCCAGCAAGCUAGAGCAGGACAGAUCUCACCUUCUAAAGCCCAAUGGCAUCAUGGAAAAGCCUGUGGUGCAAAGGAACACUUCUUAUCUGUCGUCUCCUGAACAUGGAAUACGCAUUGAGAACUCUGGGAAAGGGCAGCCGGGGAGCUUCCAUAAAUCCACAAUGGAGCACUUUGGCAGGACUUUCAAAGAGGCCACCGUCAGCUUGGUACGGACCAGUGCUGACCACUGGAACACGGACAAGACUGCUCACAAAACUGUAAGCAAAGAAAGGCUGAACUGCACCAAAGCAGUAAGCGGAGAGCGGACACCAAAGAUUGCCAAACAAUACCAGGAGACCGACGGCUACUGUCCUGACCUGGAGCUCAGUGAUUCUGAACCUGAGGCCAGAGGCAAGCGACAAAGGGUGGGAAGAGGGACAAGCGAGAGGAGCCCAGCUGGUGGGUUUGGGCGUGGGGGAACUCGUGUCAGUGUAUCUUUAGGUUCCAGGACUGCAGUACAAAGGUGACGAGUCUGAAACUCCCACCAAUACCCUCUGCUACAGGUCAUCUGUAGCAAUCUCUGGUGCUGCCACACUCAGAGGAUACUCUGUAGGACAGUCUGCGAUUGCACAGGUCGCUACAACAAGCCAGCACAGAAUAAGAGCCCAACACUGCUGAGUGCAGGGAGCAGGCUUUCCAUUGUAUUGGGACUACAGGUGUUCAGACGCAACGACACAACGUCUAAGAGAUUAGACAAGCCUUUUAGCAGUGUUUUGUAUAUACUGGUUGAGAAAGAGAACCUCAGCUUUUAGGUUGUAUAUAGUAGCUUGUAUCAAGGGUUGUAAAAUUUAUUUGUUGGCUUCUACAUGUUGGCAUUCUCAAAUAUGAUGGUUAUGCAAAAAAAUAAAGGCAUAAGACUUC
Molecule: messenger RNA, 3105 nt
Organism: Trichomycterus rosablanca
Lineage: Eukaryota; Metazoa; Chordata; Actinopteri; Siluriformes; Trichomycteridae
Gene: jade3
Product: jade family PHD finger 3
Exons: 12
Coding region: 105-2711 (868 amino acids)
Biological process (GO): regulation of transcription by RNA polymerase II
Cellular component (GO): histone acetyltransferase complex
Source: RefSeq, a predicted model, not a curated record